Molecule: messenger RNA, 903 nt
Organism: Oikopleura dioica
Lineage: Eukaryota; Metazoa; Chordata; Appendicularia; Copelata; Oikopleuridae
Source: the annotation of a GenBank genome assembly
AUGAGACUUGCUGGGCUGAUUUUUGGCUUUUCAAGAGCUUGCGAAAACGGUUGGGUUGACGACUUUCAGGGCAAUUGUUUACAAAUCGUUUCGGAUCCCGCUCCAUGGCAUUCUGCGCUGGAUAACUGCUUCAAUCAAGGAGCUCACAUGCUUCAUGUAAAUUCUGAAUCGUACAACUCAGCCAUCAAAGAAAUGAAAAUCGCGAAAGAUCUCUGGAUUGGAUAUGAAAGCCCGGAAAGAAUGAAUGGAUUCUUCAGCUCUGACGGAUUUAGCGCAAUUUGGCAAAACUUUAGAACUUCCGGAGAUGAGAGAUCAGAUUCGGAGCACAAUUGCGCUUCAAUGAUGGAAAACGGAAAAUGGAAAAAGACGAUUGUUUCAAGAAAAAGCCUACGUUUGCCAGAAAGAAACAAGAUUGGAGAAAAACGAGGUGACAGACUCGAUUUUCACGGCGAUCGAGCCUUGUCUCGAAUGGUCGGAAACAGUGAUCAGUUGCGGCGCGAUCAAAAGAGCUCCGGUCAAAGUUUCAAAUUACAAGCAUCGAUUCGACAAAGUUGCCAGAGAUGCGUCUUGGCACGUGGUCGCAGUCAAAAACUGCAAAUGGCCUUCGAACAAUCAAAGAUUCAAACGCUUUUUAGACUCUCAGCCUUCAAAAGCUUCUCCUCCGAUUUCGACUCGCUGUACCGCGAAUUUUUCGCCGAAUUCGAAGCCGACAUGAACGAAACCGACUGGGAGAACAUCUCCUUCGACGACGAAAUCCGCCUUUCGAAGGAAAACAUGAAAUACGAAAAAGCGAAAAACUACGUUUCUGGCGCCAACGAGUGCUCGAGCGCGAUGAAACAGCUGGAAAAGAAGAUCCAAUGGAUUAAUCAAAAGCGUCUCGAAAAUGAUGCAAAUUUGUAUUAA